AUGUUGUUGAUACGGCGCUGCCCGAAAGACCCAAAUCGGAAGCAGCGAGUGCCCUUCUUGGUGUCGAGGCAGCGCUUAGAACGUGCGCUAGAGCGCAUUUGCCGCAGUUUGGAGGAGGGCGGCUCCUUAGCGCUUCAGCCCGGAGCAUUGACGCCCGGUGGGUAUGUCGAGUUGUUGAAGAAAGAGAACUUGGAGCAAUAUUCAGACACUGAGGAAGGUGAGGAACCCCAUGGUUUGCAAGUUGAAGUGGUGGAACAAACGCCGUGGGAGCGAGUGGAGCGCAAGCUGUUCGCUAUGUGGAUGUCUUGUUCCUUGGAGUUGCAGAUGGCCGCGCGAGUGCGCUUGUUGCACGAGCCGCAGGAUGUGCAGGGCCCGGCAGAGCGGAUGGAUGUUUUGUGGCAGAAUCUCCGCGCUGCCAUGGAUGCCAAAGCCCCGGAUGUAGUUGGUGGCCCGGCAGACUUGAUGUUAAAGACGCUUGCCCAAUAUUUGUCCUUGCAGUUCUCCGACAAAAGUGUACUCGAAGUGGAGAACAUUUUACACGACGAACUGACUGCAGUGCAGGAGUUGGCAAGCUGGGAAGAGCCUUUGGUGUCUGAUGGCCUUUCGUCGCCUGAAGAUGUAGCCAGGCAGCAGACGGAAGCGGAGUUGAAAGAUGAGUUGUGGGAAGCAGUCUGCGCGGCGAACGAGAGUGGCAGCAACAAAUCCACCAUCCGCCGCUUCGGAGCGGCUCGUGUGCAAGGAGUGCCAAUUCUGGAUCCUCCAACCGUAGCAUCCAGAAACCAGCUUGUUCGCGAAGACCAGCCGUAUUACAUUGUUGCUGGUUUUGUGAAAUUGUUUCCUCUUGGACACGGAGAUUUCUGGGCACAUCUGCAUCAGCGGCAAGAAGAGAACCAGCAACCUUUGUCUUUCUGGGAAUGGCUAAAGCAUUUGCUUUUGCGCUCUGAUGGCAGGUUUCAAGCCCAUCCCCGGUUUUAUUUCUUUGCGUUGAACACUGCUCUGAGGAGCAAGGCGUUGCGCGCCCAAGGGUACUUCAUGAAGCGGCAGCAAGGAGCCAGCAAAUGUGUAGCGUACACCACUGAAGAACUUUUCAACAUGGGUAAAGCUCAGUUCACCAAGAUCGUCUCCGCUUUCGAACAUUCCAUGGCUGGCUCUGCGCAGGAGAAGUUGAGACAACGCAGUGACUUAGAGGCCAUGGUGGAACAGAUUGAGCAAGAGACCUUGCAAGACCAGGCUCACGCUUUGUUACAGUCUUGGCAGACCGCUGACCUAGCUUGCAAACUGCUUGAGCAGCAAGGGUGCGCUGCUGCCACGGCGGAGCUGCAAGCUGCUUGCCUCGCUGCAAAAGCUGCUGUUGAGAAAGUGUUGUCGCCUGAAACCAUAGAGGCCCAAGCCAAGCCUUCCGUCUCGCGCGUCGAUGUGGACCGCGGGAUGGAUGAAGCAGCUCAAGCCGAUGUCGCGCGCGUCGAUGUGGACCGCGCGGCAGAACCCUUGCAGCAAGAAUUUGAAGUCAGUUUUCCUGAGCAAGAUAGUGCUUUUGUAGGUUCAAGGCCUGGUUCCGGGCGCAAAACCCUUGAAAGUUUGUUGUCUGAAGUGCAACAGCGCAGUUUGUGCGUGCAAAGCGGUGGGGAGAUCCCGUGUCAUUUCAGCACAUUGACCACCGCCAUCUACCGUUGGGACGACCUUGCCCAAUGUUUGGAGCACUAUGAAGCAGCAGUACGAAAGCGGCGGGGCGACAGAGCGGAUCCUUUGGAACCAGCAGAACGGCAGUUAGCGCCGGAACGCCGGCGAGUCCUCCGCUACCCGGGCGUUGUCGCCUGGUUCACGGCUUACAAAAUGGAACUGUUCUACAAACACGUGCUGAGGUACGAGGAUGGGCAAGGUGUGUUCGAGUGGGGCGCAGGCGGAAUCAUGCACUUGCAUUCGAUCAACUUUGGAUCAUGCAUGCCCCGUGUCGAUCCAACCGCAGCAGGGAUGCAGCAGCCAGAUGAAAAGACAGCCGAGAUAUCCGCUCAGUUUGCUGAAAUGCACGAGGAGUGUUUGACCGAUUGGAGCUUUGCAAAAGCCGAAAAGUGGAGUUUCCACGAGAUUGACAAUUGCGUUGCUAGGGCAGCUCGUCCUGGUUCGCCUGCGCAUACGGAUUCAGAGUCGGAUGGAUCGGAGGACAUGGAGGAAAGUGCACUGCUAGAAAAAUGCGUUCUCCGUAACACGGUAGAUGCCGGCUUGCAAGUGGGCCUGUCUGCAGAUGUCUUUGGACAGCAUGCAGUUGCAGAGGAUGUAGAUUUUCAACGUGUCUUCCCAACUGUACUCACGCAAGACGAGCGGCAGCUGCUACAAGACUUGGAUUUGGACUUGCAAGAUACAGCUUGGCACGCUUGCUGCAUCUCAGUGCAGCAAAAAGCUUUGCUAAUGACGAACAACUGCCGGCUGGUCCGGCGUGCGCGCCGCAAAUGGUACGGAAGACUCACAGAGAAGUGCAACAUGCACGAUCGGCACGCUGGCUUAGGUUUUGAGGUGCCGCCUGUGUACAUCGAAGCGACUAAAGAUGCCGAUACGGAAGAACAAGAGCCAGAGGUUCUGACUGCGCAGCUGCAGCAAUGUUCUCUGCGUUGCGGGACCCUGAACAUGCACUUGCUUUCGCCCGGUCCUUGGUUUGAACCUCUUCUUGAGCAGUGUGAUGUUAUGUUCUUGCAGGAAGUUACAACUCAGUGCUUGGAAGACUUUUGCUUGUUAGGGCAACAAAAAGGUUACGGAGUGGUGUCUCCUCUGCUGCGUGGCCAAGCCCCUGCGGAAGGCUUCGAUGUGUGUCUGCUGCUCAAGCGCGACGUCGUGCAGAGUCGCCGAGUCACUAUUUCGCCGUUGCCGUUACCGUCCAGCAGACGGUUUGCGCAAGUGCAUGUUACCCUGCCUGCAAACGGGUGCGUGCUUAUGUUGGCGACGGCUCAUUUCACCGCAGGCUCGAAUGGGGACAAGGAAAGGGAAUGUGAACUGGAAGCUGUUUUGGCGACUUUGGAGGCAUUAAGUCAUGUAGAUUGCUGUGUUUUUGCGGGCGACUUGAACAUGCGUUCAGUCGAAGGGUUGCCGGCAGAUGUGUCCUCAAGGUGGCGAGAUGCGUGGCAGGAAGAUGGCAGUCCGGAAGAUCGAUGCGGCACCUGGCACCCGGAGGCCGCGCCUGCGCAGGACGCACGAGUCCGCACAUGGCGCUUUGAUCGGAUUCUGACCUUAUGCCAGUUUGGUAGCAUGGAUAAGCCGAGUCCUACGCCGUUGCGGGCUGGGACAGAGGCUGCUGAACGGGUUUCUUUCGCCACUGUAGAGCUGCAGCGUGGAUCUUUUGAUGUUCAAUUUCAAGCAGCUGACUUGGAUCACGCGUUUGUUUCUGCAACUUUCAAUGUCAUGCCUUUGGCUGCUGGGGCGCGCGAGGUGUCGAGCGAGUGUUUGAAAGUGUUGCGACCUGGCCUGGGUCCCAAAAAAGCGCGCAGACCUUUGGAGCGCGAGAGUUGCGCACAGAGACAGCACGCCCAAAGUUUUUGCGGCAAGGACUACGAGAAGCCUCGCGUGUUGCCCGGCAUGGGCGCCAUACUUGAAGAUUCCCGCCGCAAGUCUCUGUUCCGUUUGUACACCCAUUGGAAUUGCCACCAUCUGAACACACACGACCCCUUGAAGGCCAUGGGCUUGGUGGCAAACGUGGAUGAUCAAGUUGUGUUGACGGCGCAAGCCGCCGUCAACUACUUGACCAAGUACUUGGGGGAAAUCGGCGGGGGACACAGCGCACAUAGCCGAAUUAGUGGUUUGAUCGAUGACAUUGUGUGUCGCAUGGGAGAUCGCGAGACAAUGACCGUUGCAUCUCUUUUGUCGAAGUAUGUGACCUCGUUGAACGUCAAGGAGGAUUCGAAUGCUUUGAAAGAUUUGGCCAGCGUGGAACUGGCAAGGGUAGAUGAGAAUGUUGUGAAAAAGAGCAAGGUGGCCCUCUACUUGGAUAGGUACGCUAAGCACAACCGGGUGAAGGCGCUGAGGCGCGCCGAUGCAGCUGCGGACAACAGUGAGAGUCACGGUGCAGAGGUGUGUCCCGCCGUGCCUGCCGCCAGCGCAGCGUCGGUCCCUGCCGUAGCCGCCGCUACGAUGCCUGCUUCGCCAGCAAUCGAAAACCAAGAUGGGGUGCGCGGUGCGGAGGUGCGUCCCGCCGUGCCAGCGCUUGUCUCCAGUCAAGCAAAAGCAGCUACCCGCGCAGUCCACGUGAUCAACUUGAGCGCCGGGCACAACCCGGAAGAGUCUGGAGCGGAGGAUACUGCCGAGGGCAAUCCGGAUCCAAAUGAGAAGUUUUUAGCAGACACACUGUCCAACCGACAGAUGAUUGCCAAUCGUCAUGGGUUGUUGUGGAUUAGUAGGCCUGGGGAUCACCGUCACAGCAUCGUGGAUGCCGUUCGCUUGCAGCGACCGCCUUUGAAGAUGGUGUGUGUCAAAGGGUAUCUGGAAGCACUGACGGAGACAAAGCCAAAAGGUUCUAAGAAGGUGCAGUUUUUUGUGGAGCGUUUUGUUUUCUUGAUGUUGUACAUUGACUUGCAACCCUACGAAAAAAAAGGGUUCCGCCGUCACUGGCAAACAGAAAAAAAUGUGGUGCUCAAACCUUACGCCGAACUUUGGGAAUACAUCAAAGCGGAAACCUUGAAACAGUGUGGUUUGGCAGUUUCCUCUUCGCCAGCGCAUCGUGUGGGUUUCGAUGGACCGGUGAGCAUCCCGCACGCCGAGCUCAAGACGGGCGCAUGGCGACAGAGUGUGUUUUGCUUGGAGCCCCAUUCUUUGGAGCAUGAAGAAUGGGAAGAUGCUGCCGACCGGGAAGCAAAGAGGUUGCGGUAUGCGCAAGCUGCAAUGCAUGAACAGAGCAUGGGUCGGCCGGGGACGAGAUUACACGAGGUGUCGUUACCAGUCGACGCAGAUGCUUUGAUGUGCGCCGACUUCGAUACUCGGGCCGAGUGGGACGCUUUGAACCCUUACUUGGACAACGUCCGUGCCCAGUGGCUGUGUCCAGAACUCGCCGUGAAAAUUUGCCCUGAGACCAAGGGAUAUGUCUUGAAGCCGACGCAGGGGGGUCUUGCGCACACCGAAGCAGAGCAGAUUACUGUUCACCAGGACAGAUCCUCGUCAAGCUAUACAGGCCCUGCGUCGGAUCGGACUCAAAAUUCGUUCGCGCAGCACAUGCGUGCUUGGAUGCUCGCGUACACAGCGGCACAUGGGGUGUGUGAAGCCAACUUGCCCCUUCCCCAGAACCUGCAAGGGCCCCUGCUUUUGAAUGAACCAGUACUCUUGCUAGGAACGGCAGGCACGGGCAAAACCACAACUUUGCAAGCUGCAAACCAGCUACUUGAAGCUCACGGCUUGAAAGCGCGUAUUGUUCGUUGCGCCUACACUGGUGUCGCUGCGAGCAACAUGGGCAGCGGAGGUCGAACGCUUGUGUCGUUGUUUCGCUUGAACAAGCGUAAAUUUGGAGGAGGUUUGGAACCGUUGUCGUUUGAAGAUCUUCGCGCCAUGGACGAGGAACUGAGAGGCAUGUGCCUGCUUGAAAUCGAUGAAUUGUCCAUGACCGAAAAACUGAUUCUUACGUGCAUCAGCGCUUGCAGCAGUGGAGAAUGGAGCUGUAUCAUGAUCGGCAGUGUCGCAGUCGCGCGGAGGUGUGUCCCGUGCAUGGGCCAGUCACUUUACAAGGAAUCCCUGUUGCGAUUGCGGGACGCAGCGCACACGAAAGAAGAUGUUCAGCUUUGGAAGUCGCACGAUUUGACUGAUGUGGCAGCUUGCACUUUGACCGUGGAGGAACGGAAGUUUUUCGAGGGCAAAUGCGAAGACGUCGCAGGCAAAGAAAACUCUACCAUUCUUCGUGUUUGGUCCAAUGACAGUACUCCUGGAGUGGAGCGUUACCCCAGUGAAAAUUAUGGAGGUUUGAAGCGGGUGCUGCAUUUGGCGGAAGGGGCUCCGGUUAUGUUGACCACGAACUUGCGGACUGUGUGGAACUUGGUGAAUGGUGCCCGUGGUCACGUCGUGUCCGUUGCGCCGGCGGAGCAGCACCCCGCCGUGAGCGGUGAUCGGGUCGAACCGGGGGCGUCCGCGGCUGAAGUUGGCGGCGUGUCUGCAACUGCCGCAGAAUACGUCAUCGUCGAUUUCCCAGAUUACGUCGGUCCGCUCAUGGUGGCAGGACACCCGACGUGGGUGUGCAUCCCAAAGCAAACCAACAGACGCGAAAAGUUUCGUGGCCUGGCUCGCACACAGUUUCCUCUCGUUUUGCGCUAUGGCAUGACGGUUCACAAAAGCCAAGGUUUGGCCCUGUCCUCAGGCUGUGUUUUCAACAUGGAACACGAACCGACUUGGUCGCCUUUCAAGCAGAUGUUACACGGACAAGCCUGUUCGCCGCAUGGCCGCAUGGCUAGCAAAGCAGGUGGUGGCCGGACCAAGCGUAAGACCAUGCGCGGUGCCACCGCGAAGACGUCCAGCUUGCCGGAUGUGGGAGAUGGGACCAGGGAGCCGCAGUGUGAUGCAGGCGGUUUGUCGGCUGACGAAGAUGCGUAUUAUGCCGAGCUGCACGAAGAAGAGGAGUUGGAAAAGGCAGGUUUUGAGGCAUACUUGGAAGACAAGGCUUUGGAGGACGCGCGUCGCAGAGCGCAAGAAAUCGCCGCUGAUUUCUACGACGACGAAGGCUACUUCGAUGAUUAUUAG
Molecule: messenger RNA, 6699 nt
Organism: Durusdinium trenchii
Lineage: Eukaryota; Dinophyceae; Suessiales; Symbiodiniaceae
Source: the annotation of a GenBank genome assembly